Messenger RNA from Penicillium verhagenii, 1251 nucleotides. RefSeq lists its product as uncharacterized. Bases 1 to 1251 code for a protein of 416 amino acids. NCBI's taxonomy places the organism in Eukaryota, Fungi, Ascomycota, Eurotiomycetes, Eurotiales, Aspergillaceae. The transcript has 2 exons. The record is from RefSeq and is a predicted model, not a curated record. Gene Ontology annotation, molecular function: protein binding.
AUGGCUGGCAUUCUCCAGCCCAAAUCCCAGACGACGGUCUUUCUAGACCAGCCGCCCAGCUGUCUUGAAUUCUGCCCAGAGAUCCGUGACCACUUUGUGGUGGGCACUUAUCUCCUUUCUGAGACAAAGAAUGAAAGUGGAGAAAUUCAGCAGACCAAGACUGGAAGCCUGCAACUAUGGAAAUUAGACCCGAACACCAAUGUACUAUCCUUGAAACAUAGACUAGCACUCCCCUACGCGGUCUUCGAUCUCCACUUUCACCCAAGGGAGAAAAACAAGUUUGCCAUCGUGGGCAGCACUGGCCUCGCAGCCCUGUUCAGCGUCUCUGAUGAUUCAACACAACCAACCAUAAAUCAUAUCUGGUCUAAACAGAUCCACGAAGAUACCUCCAUCCCGGCUCUCUUCUUCGUAUGGGCCCCACAGGAUUGGUUCCCCCAGCCGGCAUCUGACGGCUUCGCCGUUACCUUCUCUGACAGUCAGACAACCGUCUUUGGCACGAAUGAAAACAUCUCAGAUGAAAAUGAGAUUGAAGAAUGGGGCUCGUAUCAAGCUCAGCAAAUGAUCGAGGUUUGGUUUGUUGCGCUGGCCGCAAUCAAACAGGGUCCUGUGAAUGCAGAGGAACACACUGACGGGGUUAUUCCUUUCAUGUUUACAGGAAAUGACUUUGGGUCGCUCCAUACCCGCCGCUUCCAGAAUAACAAUGGUGGGUCGGACGAUGAUGAUGAGCCACUGGCACCACUCCUGCUUGAGCAUGACGACCGGGCUCGUCACCACACGGCUGGUGUAACAGCAAUCCUUCCUCUUGAGGUCGACAUGGUAGACGAAGCACCUAUUUUGUUGACAGGGAGCUACGACGAAAGUCUGCGGGUAUACCACGCGUCCCGGCGAGGUGAGGUACUUGCCGAGCAGGGCUUAGGUGGCGGCGUAUGGCGGUUACAAUUACUAUCAUCAACUGAAGUUCCUGGCCCCGAGGAUAGCCUAGAGCGCCAGUUCGUUGUCCUUGCGAGCUGUAUGCACGCUGGGACAAGAGUGGUGCAAAUUACUCAACAGAAGCAAGGGCAAGGUCCAGCGGAAUGGGAUAUUCAGGUUCUGGCGGAGUUUACAGAGCAUGAAAGUAUGAAUUACGCAAGUGAUGUGUGGAAGGGCGCGAAGUCGGAACAAUCGGACACAUCACAAGCAUUGUCCGAGCUGCUUUGUGUGUCGAGUAGUUUCUAUGAUCGUCGGCUUUGCGUCUGGCGAGUCACCGUAUAG